AACACGUCCCACCCAUCCUGACUCAUCGGCUAUCCUACACCAUCCACUACCGGCAACACCCCAGUACCUUACCUCGCACCUGCUUACUCUGCCAAAUCAGUCUGCUUUGUCAGACAUCCCUUCAAACCCGGACCCCAUAAACCCCUCCCCGAACUGAAAACCUGCGUCGUCCCUGAUUCAAUCUCCUAAAUUUCAGACGUGCAACAACAAAGAUACGCCCACAAUUCCCUCCACGCACCACUUCUCCACCUAGCGGAUACGCUCGCCUGCCCCGAUGCCCAGAGCUCUCCAGAGAUCUGGCAGCAACAGUCUCUCCUCGUUGCUCCGCGCCGAGCCAGGGGACGAUGCUCCCGCCGACGCGAAGCGGGGCGACCACCGCCGGAGGAGGAGCUGCAUCAGGCUGCCCCUCGGCGCAGGUGGGUGCCGCGUCUGCGCCUGCGACGAGAUGGACUCCGCUGCCGCGGCCCCGCGCCGGUGCGCCCCGGGAGCCGACGACGACGAGGAGGACGCCGCGGUGCAGUGCUUUUCAUGGAAGAAGGGUGCCGUCGCCGCGGCGCAUCGGCCGUCGGGAGCUGGUAGGGGUGUGGUGGUGGUGACGGAGGCCGCGGCGUCCUUGGCGGUGCUGCCGGACGACGUGAUGGAGAUGGUGCUGUGCUGGCUGCCGCUGGCCUCGCUCCUGGCCGCGCGGUGCGUGUGCAGGCGGUGGAGGGACCUCACCGUCGCCCCGCAGUUCCUGCGGAUGCGCCGCGAGAGGGGGCCGCGCCGGACGCCGUGGCUGUUCUUGUUCGGGGUCGAGGGGGACGUCGGGUGGGGCGCCGCCCCUGCCCCGGCCGUGCACGCGCUCGACGUGGCCGCGCACCGGUGGCGCUCGGUCGCGGCGGGCGGGAUGAAGGGGAGGUUCUUGUUCUCCGUCGCCGGCGUCGGGGACGAGCUCUACGUCGUUGGCGGCCGGUCCGGUGGCUCGGAUGCCAGCAAGGAUAAGACCCACAAGGGAGUCCUGGUGUUCAGCCCUCUCACCAGCUCGUGGCGGAAGGCGGCUCCAAUGCGGACGGCGCGGUCUCGGCCGGUGCUGGGGGUGUUUGAGAUGUCCGCCAGCUGCAGCAUUCUCCACGCUCGCGCCGAGAAGCAUGUCCGGCGCGCCAAGUCUCGGUUGGGAGGCGCCUCCGCUGUGUACGAGGACCCGCACCGGCUCUCCCUCAGGCGUCUCCGGCUCAGGGACAUGCUGAACGAGGACACUGAUUCCAUAGAGCUCGCUUCGUCUCAUGACAAAUUUAGCAGACAGGAGGAGGAGGGAGGUCAGCCAAGGCUCGCCAUUGUCGCCGUUGGUGGGCGCGGGCACUGGGAUGAACCACUGGUGUCCGGGGAGAUAUACGAUCCGCUGAUCGACAAGUGGGUUGAAAUUGCCGGGUUCCCUACCGACGUCGGGCUGGCGUGCUCCGGCGUUGUCUGUGGCCGGAUGUUCUAUGUUUACUGCGAGUCCGACACGCUCGUCGCUUACCAUCUGGACAAGGGCUCCUGGGUUGUCAUCCAGACGUCCCGGCCGCCGCCUCGGCUCCGCGACUACUGCCCGACGCUGGUGUGCUGCGCGUCUCGGCUGUUCAUGCUCUGUGUGUCGUGGUGCGACCGCCAUGGGCCGGUGAACCUGAGGGAGAAGGUGGUGCGGAAGAUCUUUGAGCUUGACCGGAGCUCACUCCAGUGGACUGAGGCGUCGCCGCACCCGGACGCGCCGAUGGAUCCCAAUGCGGCGUUUUCCGUCGGCCGGGACAGGAUCUACGCCGUGGAGAUGUUCAGGAUCUUCGGCCAGGUCCUCGAUUUCGUGACGGCCUGCCGGAUUUCCGACACCGAGCAGAAGUGGAGCCGGAUUGGCCGGGAAAAUGCAGCGACGGAGGCCGACGCCAUGUCCUGCAGGCUGAAAUCCAUGGUCGUGUUGCAUCUGUAACUGUAGUUGCUUCUUACUUUUAAGUUUUUUUUUCUCCCUUUCUUUUGUAGCAUAGUCUGUUUGCACAGAUUUGUUGUUUCCCCGAGCAGACACGAUGUUUACACGACACAGCCAUUGCAUUGGAUUGCUUGUA
Phragmites australis (common reed) is the source of this 2072-nucleotide messenger RNA. Its product is annotated as F-box/kelch-repeat protein At5g42360-like. The transcript has a single exon. The record is from RefSeq and is a predicted model, not a curated record. Bases 275 to 1939 code for a protein of 554 amino acids. NCBI's taxonomy places the organism in Eukaryota, Viridiplantae, Streptophyta, Magnoliopsida, Poales, Poaceae. Gene Ontology annotation, molecular function: protein binding. Gene Ontology annotation, cellular component: SCF ubiquitin ligase complex.